Microsporum canis CBS 113480 is the source of this 354-nucleotide messenger RNA. RefSeq lists its product as uncharacterized. The transcript is spliced from 2 exons. The record is from RefSeq and is a predicted model, not a curated record. The coding region runs from base 1 to 354 and encodes 117 amino acids. NCBI's taxonomy places the organism in Eukaryota, Fungi, Ascomycota, Eurotiomycetes, Onygenales, Arthrodermataceae.
AUGAUCUCCUCCUGUUCGCGCGCGCAUAACUUCCGGGAACAGGAACAGGAACAGGAUCAGGACCAGACAGCAACAGGGAAGCAAACCGCUUUAAAGCAGAGAGAAGAGAUCCCACAGAGCAGAGCAGAAGAGCGGGGCAAGAACUUCUCUUCAUCGAUCGAUCUUCUUCAUCUUCCUCGAACAGCUUCGACCUUAUCGACUACUCGUCUGAUUGGGCGUUCAUGGCGUCCACACACCAAGAAGCUGGCGAAUGGUGACUCUGCGUGGCGGCGCAUCGAGCUCUGGCUUGUUGCCUCGGGCUUGGGAUGUUUAUUGGGCCUUGCAGAUGGCCCUGUCAGGACCUUGUUGUCUUAA